Messenger RNA from Sphenostylis stenocarpa, 252 nucleotides. The record is from the annotation of a GenBank genome assembly. NCBI's taxonomy places the organism in Eukaryota, Viridiplantae, Streptophyta, Magnoliopsida, Fabales, Fabaceae.
AUGGAAGAAGACUUUGGAUGCCGACUGAAAGUGUUGGAAGGAACUAGAUUUAUUGCUUCGUGUAAUCUUGUUCAGCCUCCUAGAUGCUGUCUCCCUUACGUAGCCCAGAGUUUCUUAGUUGUAGAAUGUUCCAAGUACUCCAAGUCAAAGACCAGUUGGAACCAUUUGAUUGGUGUGAGAGUGAGAUCAAGAGAUAUAAAAAACUGGGGUUCUGUGGCAGCGCACCACACAGACACGAAAUACAUGCAAUGA